AUGAUUCUAAGUGCGAGGCCCCACCACCUGGAUCACCACGUUGCCGUCGUGUGGGGGCUUGCGUACUCCUAUGAUUCUAAGUGCGAGGUCAGCAAUGGUAUAACCUUGCUGAACCAGCCAAGGAAGAGGAGUCCGACUAAGAGUGAUCCAAACCCGGCACCCGGGUGUUUUCAGGAUUUAUUAUGCCACGCACCCGCCCUCUACCGAGUGCCACCGGCCACGCCAUCUCCGGUGCCACUCGGCGCCAUCCGCCUCUACCGGUGCCAGCCGCCACCGCUCUACGCGCGUGCGCCGCCACGCCUCUACCUGUGCCGCGCCACCGCCUCUUACCGGUACGCCGCCGCCAGCCGCGCUCUCGCGUGCGACCGCACCGCACACUUCUACCAGGUGCCACCGCCCCGCCUUACCGCCGUGCCACCGGCGCCACCGCCCUACGGCUACGUGCUGCCGGCAACGCCUCAUAACCGGUGGCCACCGCCAGCCUCUACGGUGCGCCGCACCGUCUUACACCG
Molecule: messenger RNA, 512 nt
Organism: Priapulus caudatus
Lineage: Eukaryota; Metazoa; Priapulida; Priapulimorpha; Priapulimorphida; Priapulidae
Product: extensin-like
Exons: 3
Source: RefSeq, a predicted model, not a curated record